Messenger RNA from Hemiscyllium ocellatum (epaulette shark), 2339 nucleotides. It is a transcript of the gene spryd3, whose product is annotated as SPRY domain containing 3. The transcript is spliced from 11 exons. Gene Ontology annotation, molecular function: protein binding. Bases 108 to 1364 code for a protein of 418 amino acids. NCBI's taxonomy places the organism in Eukaryota, Metazoa, Chordata, Chondrichthyes, Orectolobiformes, Hemiscylliidae. The record is from RefSeq and is a predicted model, not a curated record.
GGGUGGGAGCCGGUACGUCAUCUGGUUGCUGAACGUGAGAGAGAGGCUUGACCGAUAGCUUAAAGGGAAAUUCCUGCAGCAAAGGCCAGGAACUGCAGUAGUGGGAAAUGGAGGACUUCAACUUACACUACAGGUUCUUAAAUUGGAGGAGACGAAUAAGAGAAAUAAGAGAAGUACGAGCAGUACGGCAUCAAGAGAGGUACAAACGCAUUCUUGUCGAUGGAGACAUACUGAGUUAUCAUGGAAACGCUGAUGAAGUUGGCUGUUACGUGGCCCCUCGUCCUUUGACCAAGGAGAAUCAUUAUUUUGAGGUGUGCAUAGUGGAUACUGGUGUCAGAGGGACCAUUGCAGUAGGAUUAGUCCCUCAGUAUUACAAGCUGGAUCAUCAGCCAGGAUGGCUUCCACAUUCUGUUGCUUACCAUGCAGAUGAUGGGAAGUUAUUUAAUGGAAAUGAAGUGGGCCGGCAGUUUGGGCCGAAGUGUUUUACGGGUGAUCGAAUUGGCUGUGGAGUCCACCCAGAAUCCUUUGACAGAGGAAUGGCAACUGUCUUUUUCACAAGGAAUGGCAAAGAGGUGGGGUCAGUAGUUAUGGCUAUGUCACCUGACGGAUUGUUUCCAGCAGUUGGAAUGCACUCUCUUGGUGAAGAAGUUCGCAUUGACUUUCAGGUUGAAUGGGGGCUGGAUGAGGACGACAGUGUCAUGAUGGUUGACAGUCAUGAAGAUGAAUGGGGCCGUUUACAUGAUGUUAAAGUUUGUGGAACACUAUUAGAAUAUAGCGGCAAAGGGAAGAGUAUCAUGGAUGUUGGACUCGCACAAGCAAGAUAUCCCCUCAGCACCAGAAGCCAUUACUUUGAAGUAGAGAUCGUUGACCCAGGUGAAAAAUGCUACAUUGCCUUGGGACUGGCAAGAAAGGACUACCCAAAAAAUCGUCAUCCAGGCUGGAGUCGAGGAUCAGUGGCCUAUCAUGCAGAUGAUGGCAAGCUUUUCCAAGGAAGUGGAGUGGGAGAUCCUUUUGGCCCUCGCUGUUACAAGGGCGAUAUCAUGGGUUGUGGUAUCAUGUUUCCUCGAGAUUAUAUUUUAGACAGUGAUGCUGACAGUGAUGACUGUGUUGAUGCUGCAGAAGUGAAGCCCAAACAGAGACGUGUGAGGAACAUCAUGUAUUUUAAUGAUGAGGAUGAAGAGGAUGACGGAGAGGAAAUGGAGCAAGAAUAUGAUGGAAAGAAAGUAACGGUAUUUUUUACUCGAAAUGGAAAGAUCAUUGGCAGGAAAGAAGCCCCAGUGCCAUCUGGAGGAUUCUACCCCACCAUUGGAAUGCUUAGCAAUGGGGAGAAGGUUAAAGUUGACCUGCAUCCUUUAAGCGGCUGAACUUGCAGUCUGCUUCUUCCUGAACACAGCAUGUUCUUCUUCCUCCUGACAUCUGCUGGCUGUGAUGGAGCCUGUAACUGCACAGAAUGCGUGCAGAAUUGACCAUUAUAUUUGGCCAUUUUCUGUAACUCUGCAAUUCCAUUGCUGUAUUUAACAAAUGAUUACAUAGGACAUGUCUAUUUUGAUUGCGUUUGUUCAUUAUCUGUUAAAUCCUGCUUUGAAACACUAAAAAAACCAUGAAUACUUUCAAAUCUUUUGAUGUUACUGUAGGCCAAUAUUAAGUGAUUACCUCAAUUCCCCGCCCUUGGCAUUUGGUAAGAACACUCCCUGAUGCUGCUCUCUGCAUGUACAUCCAGAGCUGUUAAAAUAUCAAUAGCAGACAGCAAAUUAGAAGCUGAUCAGAAUUAGUUUGAUCCUUGUCUGCUGUCUGCAAGCUGCUUUUGAAAGAAUAUUCUUGAGGAAUCUGCUCCUGUCUGUUAGUACAGCCCUUAAGUGUUCUAUAAUCCGCAGAGUGUACAAAUGAGCAAAGUCUUUUUCUGGGAUCCCAGCAUUAUCAGAGAGUAUGCAGAUAUGAGCUGUCAUCUCCUCUCACUAAUUUCUGUAUAGAGUGCCUUACCCACACUACUGACGGGGCUGCUCUUCUGACCCUGUUAUUACCAUCGAUGUGGCAGUAAUUACCAGCUCACAGUAAGGUGAGUGAUCCCGGUGGGAAAUAUCCCAUGAAUACGUUCCCUUUUAGAUUGAUCUGUCUGUUGCAAAUGAGCAUUCCUGUUCCUUCCUUCAAUUCCAUUGCCAUCAGCAGUCAAUCUGCAUUCUGGAAAAGCCCAUUUGCCAGUAGUAUGCUGUUCCCCAGCUUAUGGCCCUUGUUCUUGCUGCAGCGCAUCUCCACUGCACUGGGUAAGAUGGCAAGCCUCAGUCAGGGCACUUAAGUCCACAGCCUGUGGAUAUAGCUACUGUGCAUUGUACAUUAAAAAC